This is a messenger RNA of Gloeophyllum trabeum ATCC 11539, 2793 nucleotides long. RefSeq lists its product as uncharacterized. Bases 1 to 2793 code for a protein of 930 amino acids. Gene Ontology annotation, cellular component: mediator complex. The transcript is spliced from 14 exons. Gene Ontology annotation, molecular function: transcription coregulator activity. Gene Ontology annotation, biological process: regulation of transcription by RNA polymerase II. Lineage: Eukaryota; Fungi; Basidiomycota; Agaricomycetes; Gloeophyllales; Gloeophyllaceae. The record is from RefSeq and is a predicted model, not a curated record.
AUGGUGCAUUCUGAUCUUCCGCUCGAGUGGGUGAAACUCUGCCGCUUGUUUAUAUCCAAAGAACUGCCAAACAAUGCAUCGGACGACACAGGCGCGGCGCUUAGUAACUCCGUCCUCUUACUUCUGCAGUCGUAUCCAGGGGACCCUAUGCUGCAAGAAUAUCUGAAGCGUGCCAUUGAAGAGAAUCUGAUAUCUGUCUCCACCUUCAUCUCCACCUUCUUACAAGCAGCUCGGUCAUCAGAACUACAGAAUCCUGCUACUCUCGAUAUGUUAUGCAGAGUCGCCCUGGAUUCCCAUUACUCUUCUGGUGUGCCCCCGAUAGGCUCCGUAGUCCCGUACUCGGAAUCAUCCAUCACCGUACUGGGAACUGUCCAAGAUGCCCUGGCUCUGCUCCGCACCGCUCAUAAUCUGCCGAUGUCCCACUACCACCAGUUAACGACGUCUGCUUCGGAACUUGUUAUCCUUUUACUAUCCUGUGUCACCGACAUGUCCCAAGUCUCGACAGCUCAGGCGAUGGUGGUCUACCAGGACGCAAACGAAAUGCUGCAGACACUUCGACUCAGUUCCGACGUCAGACAAGUGCUAGAGACUUUCGUCAUGUCCUUACACCUGCUCAUGGGAGACGACGCCAAAGCCGCCAGGGAGGCUCAAAUGAUGCAUGCCAUACAAAUGGCUCUUGGGAAGGACAUCCUUGGUCCAAAUUCCGACACGGACAUCGUGACGUGUAGCCUGAUGUUCCAUUACUUUCUAGCUUAUAGGGCUGAUGAGUUCGGCUCCGGUCAUGGCGACCAUGUCGUUGCGAUCUUGCUUCGCGUCUUGCGUUCCACAUCUUGGACGCCUCAGGUAUUCUACACGCAGUUGCUACUCUCUGCGGUGACAUGUCUUGCACAAGCCUCUUCUUCCGGCACCGAGAAACGGGCUGCAUUGCUGUGGAGAGCGUUUGUGACCGCAAGACUUCCCCGACUACUGGCGCAAUUCCAGUCGACUGUUCGCCAUGACAGUACGGAGGAAGCAGAUUGGCGCAUCGCAUUGCAAUUUGCGUUGACAUCUCUUUUUCAAAGAGCCGACCUUCUUGCUCACUGCGACAAUGUCAAUUUCAACAUGGACCCGCUUGAUUCAAUGAAUGAGGGGAUGCAGUCGUCCCGCUUAUUUGCUCGCGAUUUCUUACGGCAACUCGUCACAGAAGGCUUGCUAGACUCAUCCUUCGCUAACAACCUUGACCAAGGUCUUGCCAACGACAACUCGCCUCAAGUACAGACCGAUGCUCAAGAGCUCGGCAUGAACCUCGAGCAUUAUAUCGACAACAGAGUCUCAACGGACCCCAGUCAAUAUGACAGCAGCGCUUUCGUCGAGAAGGUCUGUGGGGAUCCUUCUAGUCAUGCUCCUUUCGCCGAUACCGUUCAUCGCCGGUUCUGCUCUUUGACCUCAUCUUUGGAAGCGGAAGGAUUAAGCAAUCUCUGCAAGCUGUUAUACGUCUACCCUAUUGCAAUGGACCUCGUUUCUUUACACUGCAAGGUGUCCGAUAUGGUGGCCCGUGCAUUAAUGUUCCUAGAAGAGUAUGAUUGUGAGAGCGUCGGUGACCCCCAGACGGCUGUGAGCCAUCUCGGGGACGUAGUCCUCUUCUUGCAGUCCACUAUAGCUCAGUUCCAAAUAAGCAGUCGCGAAUUCAAACUGCGAGAGCGUACCCUUCGCCUCGAGUUCCUUAUUACGCCUUCUAUCCAGCAGAUAGAUCAACUGGCCAGGGAAGAUUCCAACGCGUUUUACUCUUGGUUUAAAGCGCUCUUCGACAGUAAUAGCGAAGGUAUAGAGGACACUAUCCUCAGAACCACACGCCCGAAGACACUCCUGCGCCUGGCCCCGUUACUAUUCUUACAUGCCAUUGCAUUUCACAUUCAGAAUCAGAUGGAUAAGGAUGUCCUCAACAAUGGCGUGUCUUACUUUCUCGGACCGCUAUUGCACUGGACUCUCGUCGGCAUAGUAAAGGCUCUCAUAACGGAAAUCCAGCGAAUAGGUUCACAAGCACGAGCGCAUCUGGAAGUCUUACAGAUCCUACUUACGUCACAGUCAUGUCCGCGUCCCGUCCUGCGUCUAUGUGGCCCCAGUAUUAUGCGGCUCCUAGUCAUCCCUUUGGUACGGGACGUUGCUAAGACCGCGGCUGUCAACUGGCCCAGGCGCUCAUCUGCCACUAACUCAGCUGGAGUCCAAGCGCAUAUGGGCACGGGUAACAUUGUUCCUUGGACAGACCAGCCGCGACAAGCCAUACGAGAAGCGCUAGCCAUGGCGCGCUCCGGCAAAGCUCCCGCGCUGGACGUCGAUCGCUGUCUGCUCGUCUUGCCCUCGGUCAAAUUCCUCCAUCUGCUCUGGUCCGAGCUUCUCGCGGCAUCCUGCGAAGGCGCCAUCGAAGCUUGUAGGCGCAUCGCGACCUUCGUCCUCACCACGCCCAGGGCUUCCAACGGACCGCCCCUGAUGCCGACAUUCCUUCACGUUGUCUUACCUUCGUUGAUCACGUCCGUAGAUCAACAGUCCCCGGCGAACCAGACCAUGAGUAUGGAACUGAUGGUCUCCGUUAUCUCGUAUGCUCUCACUGCUUCACUCCACACAGAGUGGGCUCUGCACACCGUGUGCGGGGAUGACCGGCCGGUUCUCGGGCAAUCCACAGCUGGUAUGGCCAAGCGCUUGUCGAGUGAGCUGCGGCGCAGAAAGAACAGCCCCACUGCCGGGGUCAUUUCCCAGCGUUUGUCGUCCUCUUCAUCAUUCGUAGCAAAUUUCCCCAUGUUCAUGGCAGAAACAUAA